AAAAUAGAUAUAUGUUAGUGAAUGUUUCAGUGUUCAGCUGUUUUUUCUCUUCCGUUUGUGUAGGCUUCAUCUUCAGAAGAUAUGGGCAGGUGGAUUGGGAUUCUGCUGGCUGAGAAUGGGUCUUCUGCAGAUCCCGGCACUUUGCACUAUGACUACAUAGAUGUGGAUGUGACAGCCAGUGUCAUUCAAGCUGCAAAGCAAACAUUCUGUUUUAUGAACAGACGAGUUCUUUCUACUAAUCCUUACAGAGGAAAUGCUGCUAAUGGCUAUGCGUGUCCCAGUGGGAUGGCACUUCAUUAUGACGAUGUUCCUUGCAUAAAUGGAUCAUGGGAACCAGAAGAUAGCUUUCCUACUUCUAGCAAAAACACAGGAGAAGAUGGGCUUUAUGAUAACAUGGGCCUGUAUGAUAAUUUGCCAUCCCCGAAAAUCUUUGCACGUUGUCCACCAGCAGAGCGAAAAGCCAAUAGGUUAUCUACUGACAAACUCUCAUCUAACCAUUAUAAACAACCUGUCUCAUCCAAUCUGUCUUCUGCUCAGUCUGUCACUAAUACUUCUGCUGUGGGGAAGGGAUCUGUUGCACAGUUUAACUUAGCUUGCUCCAACCUGACGAGACUAACACUACAACUUAGGUCUCCCAACUAUCUUUGA
Messenger RNA from Thamnophis sirtalis, 648 nucleotides. The record is from RefSeq and is a predicted model, not a curated record. NCBI's taxonomy places the organism in Eukaryota, Metazoa, Chordata, Lepidosauria, Squamata, Natricidae.